GUAGCCCAAUUAUACAUGCCAACAGCAACCAGAAAGCAGACGCACUACGCUUGGCUGGCAGCCUCAACACAAACCUUCAGAUCCCUCUGCAACACAGUCGGGCUCACUGGUGUCUGUGGGAAGUCUGACGUGCCAGCAGCAGCUACAUCUUGGACUCUCGUCAGGAUGCAAAUCAGGAGAAUCAGGAUGCCGUCCACCUUCUUCGUAUUGUCUGUUGUUUUCUUCCUGGACAUGGGAGUGUGCACUGCAGUGCAAUCAGAGAUGAGAAUCACAACAAUAAAGCAAGAGCCAUAUGCAAUGUCCAAAGGCUCACAACUGGAAGGCUUCUGCAUGGACCUGCUCUCCGAAAUAGCCAAAAAACUGGGCUUCAAGUACAGAGUGCAGCUGGUAAAAGAUGCUUCGUACGGCCGACAAGAUGAGAGCGGGAACUGGAAUGGGAUGAUUGGAGAGGUGGUUAGAGGGGAAGCCGACCUUGCGAUCGCUCCGCUGACUCUUACUGCGGCUCGGGAGAAAACGGUGGGGAUGACCAAACCGUUCAUGCAGACGGGAAUCAGCAUCCUGCUGAGGAAGGACAUCUCAGAGGGAAUUGGCUUCCUUGAUUUCCUGUCCCCCUUUGCAGUCGAGACCUGGGUCGGUAUACUUGUUGCCUACCUGGGGACGGCUGCUUGCAUCUGCAUCGUUGCCAGACUUAGCCCAUGCGAGUGGAGUCAGCCUCAAAGUGAGCACAACCGAUUCAGCCUCCUCCACAGCCUGUGGUACACAGCGGGAGCUUUCACACUCCAAGGUGCCGGGCCACACCCCAAAGCUCCUUCAGGACGUGUCAUCAGCUGCACCUGGUGGUUGUUUACCAUCGUCCUCCUGGCGUGUUAUUUCUCCCACCUCAGCUCCUCCAAGACCCCCGAGUCCACACACCUGACGGUGAAAGGUUUUGAGGACUUGGCCAAUCAGGAUACAAUUGAGUAUGGCUGCCUGUCUGGCUCUUCCACCCUCGCCUUCUUUAAGAAUUCAAACAACCCAGUGUACCGCAGAAUCUACGAGCACAUGGAGAGAACCAGGAGUUUUGUGUCAUCCAUGGACGAAGGAGUCCGGCGUGCAAAAGAAGGAGACUUUGCCUUCAUCGGAGAGUCGGUUUCUUUGGAUUUGGCCGUUGCACGCCACUGUGAGCUGGUCAGGGCACACGAGGUCGUUGGAAUGAGGGGGUACAGCAUCGCCGCCACCCUCGGCUCACCCAUCAUCAAGAACCUCAGCGUGGCGAUCCUGCAGCUGAGCGAGGCAGGGGAGCUGGCCUACCUGCGGAGCAAGUGGUGGGCCAGCAGCUGCAUGGCGGACAAGGCCAAGUCCUCAGCUGUGCAGCAACACAGCCUCAAGGGGAUGUUUGUGCUUCUCUCCCUGGGUCUGGGGCUGGGAGCGCUGCUCGCCGUCCUGGAACUCGCCUCCAAGAGCCGCAGAAGUGCCGCUGAGCAGAAGAUAUCCUGCUGCACGGUACUGACUGAAGAACUGAGUCUACGCUUGAGGAGCAGCAAUGCAAACAAACCCCAAGAAAAUGUAGACAAAGAUAAAGAAAAAGCGUGAACAUUCUAGCAAACACGUCGUUUUAACAAGUAACAUGAAUAUAUCACCUUGGUUUUAGGGAGAUACGACGUAUCUUGUCAUUGUCUUGUAGUACUUUGACAUGGACAUUAAUUUAUCUGUAGGUUUUGAACCUCGUAGUUCUAACGAUACAUCAGAAAAAAAAGAGAAAUCACUUAAUAUGAUAAAACCUUUAUUAAAUUACUAAUUGUAUUGAUUUCCAAGUAAGAAUGCUACAAUUUUGAUGAAAAAGCAAUUGCUGAAUAUUAAAAAAAACAAUUAUUAAAAAGAUCCAACUAACAAAUAAUGCUCAUGUACCUACUUUGUUAUUCAAAUUAACAUGUUUUGUACAGUUGGCAAUGGCAUUACGUAACAUCCACAAUAAAAAAUGAUCAUGCUUGAAAGCUGUGCUGACAUUACAACAAUAAAAAACUGUCUAAUCAAGGAA
Messenger RNA from Pungitius pungitius (ninespine stickleback), 2017 nucleotides. It is a transcript of the gene grik6, whose product is annotated as glutamate receptor U1. The coding region runs from base 16 to 1572 and encodes 518 amino acids. Gene Ontology annotation, cellular component: postsynaptic density membrane; presynaptic membrane; plasma membrane. Lineage: Eukaryota; Metazoa; Chordata; Actinopteri; Perciformes; Gasterosteidae. The transcript has 11 exons. The record is from RefSeq and is a predicted model, not a curated record. Gene Ontology annotation, biological process: synaptic transmission, glutamatergic; monoatomic ion transport; modulation of chemical synaptic transmission. Gene Ontology annotation, molecular function: transmitter-gated monoatomic ion channel activity involved in regulation of postsynaptic membrane potential; kainate selective glutamate receptor activity.